AUGGAAUGGAAGAGCGAUUAUAUUUCAAUCUGGUUCUUCCCCCGCUAUAACAUACCUGCCGACAUCACCUCCGGAAACCCUGAUCCCUCUACCUGGUACCUGCCCGGUGCUAAGUUCAAUGGCGGUAGCGGCUGCAACAUUGACAGCUAUUUCAAGAGCCACAAUGUGAUCUUCACCAAUACCUUCUGCGGCGACUGGGCUGGUUCGGUCUGGGACCAGAACGCUGAAUGCUCUGCCCUUGCGUCUACAUGCGAGGACUACGUUAGCAACAACCCUGCUGCUUUCAAGGAUGCCUACUGGCUCGUCAACUCGGUUAAGGUCUACACUCAACAAUCUAAUGUGACUCACGCCACCAGAUCUCCUCAGGCGUUCAUGUCUUAG
Clonostachys solani is the source of this 381-nucleotide messenger RNA. The record is from the annotation of a GenBank genome assembly. NCBI's taxonomy places the organism in Eukaryota, Fungi, Ascomycota, Sordariomycetes, Hypocreales, Bionectriaceae.